Molecule: messenger RNA, 1016 nt
Organism: Spinacia oleracea (spinach)
Lineage: Eukaryota; Viridiplantae; Streptophyta; Magnoliopsida; Caryophyllales; Amaranthaceae
Product: 14-3-3-like protein GF14 omicron
Exons: 1
Coding region: 123-854 (243 amino acids)
Source: RefSeq, a predicted model, not a curated record
UUCAACUAUUUAAAUUCUGAUCACUUCCCAACAAUUCUUCAAAACACAUUCAAUUCCUUCCUUCAAAAUUCCAAAACCCUAACUCUCUCUGAUCAUCUCUUUCUCUCUCAAUCUUUGCUCUCAUGGCUACUCUCAAUGAUCGUUACAUGACCGUCUACCAAGCUAAGCUAGCCCUAUCUGCCAAUCGCUACCCCGAUAUGGCUAAAGCAAUGAAGAAAUUAGCAGAAUUCGAGGUGGAUUUCACAGAAGAAGAGCGUAAUCUUCUCUCGAAAGCGUACAAGAAUGUCAUCGGACAUAAGAGAAAAUCUCGGAGAACCUUCUGCGACAUGGAGAAGAAGGAAAAAGACCACACCAACUUAAUGCGUAUUCGAGAAUAUCGCCUUAAAAUCGAGUCUGAAAUUACUGAUCACUGUAACGAUGCUAUCAAGAUGAUUGAUGAUCACCUUCUUCCUUUUGCUUCAACAACUGAAUCUACCAUCUUUUUCAUAAACAUGAAAGCCGAUAAUUAUCGGUACUUAGCAGAAAUCAAAUCUGGUGACGAGAGGGAAGAAGCUGCUGAAAAGUCCUUGAAAGCUUAUGAAGAAGGAAUAGCCAUAGCAAUGGCGGCUAAGUUGUCGGUUGCUCAUCCUGCACGAUUGGGGUUAGCAUUGAAUUUGUCUGUUUUCUACUAUGAUAUUAUGAAUUCUUGUAAAAGGGCGUGUACUUUUGCUAUGGGAACUUAUGAUGAAGCUACAUUGGAAUUGAUUAAGAAAAGGGAUUAUCCUAUAGAGUGCAGUAUUAUCAUGCAGUGUUUAAGGGAUAAUGUUUCGUUCUGGGCUCUGGAACUGGAGAAUUAUCCAAACCGACUUUGCUGAUGAUCUUCUUCAUCUGCUGAACUUCAAAUUUUUUUAAUCUUUUAAUUGUUGGAUUAAUUAGAUUGAUACUGCUUUGUAAUUAAUUAUCUCGUUCAUCAUUGUCUGAUAUUAUGUUGGUAUAAGUUGAAUAAAAGUAAGACUAUGAAAAUUAUUAGCGGGAAA